AUGUGUUUAGAAGAAGAGGGUGCCUUAUGUUGUGAGCCCGCCCACCCCUCCGCCUACUCCAUCCCGGAGCUCCUGAAGACAAGACACUCACAGAGCACCAACACAUACUCUGACAACAUGGCUGAGGACAUCGAAGAGAUUCUUGCCGAGAUCGACGGAUCCCAAAUUGAGGAAUACCAAAAGUUCUUCGAUGCAUUCGACAGAGGAAAGCAAGGAUACAUCAUGGCCACACAGAUCGGUCAAAUCAUGCACGGAAUGGAGCAGGAUUUCGAUGAGAAGACCCUUCGCAAGCUGAUCCGCAAAUUCGACGCCGACGGCUCAGGAAAGCUCGAGUUCGACGAGUUCUGCGCUCUCGUCUACACCGUCGCCAACACCGUCGACAAGGAGACGCUGGAGAAGGAGCUCCGCGAGGCGUUCCGUCUGUUCGACAAGGAAGGAAACGGAUACAUCUCGAGACCAACACUGAAGGCACUUCUCAAGGAGAUCGCCGACGAUCUCACCGACCAACAAUUGGAGGAGGCUGUCGACGAGAUUGAUGAGGACGGUUCCGGAAAGAUUGAGUUCGAGGAGUUCUGGGAGCUGAUGGCUGGAGAGUCGGAUUAA
Molecule: messenger RNA, 603 nt
Organism: Caenorhabditis remanei
Lineage: Eukaryota; Metazoa; Nematoda; Chromadorea; Rhabditida; Rhabditidae
Exons: 4
Coding region: 1-603 (200 amino acids)
Molecular function (GO): enzyme regulator activity; calcium ion binding
Source: RefSeq, a predicted model, not a curated record